This is a messenger RNA of Colletotrichum spaethianum, 1098 nucleotides long. RefSeq names its product ubiquinone biosynthesis O-methyltransferase, mitochondrial. Gene Ontology annotation, cellular component: mitochondrion. The record is from RefSeq and is a predicted model, not a curated record. The transcript has a single exon. Gene Ontology annotation, molecular function: oxidoreductase activity, acting on paired donors, with incorporation or reduction of molecular oxygen, NAD(P)H as one donor, and incorporation of one atom of oxygen; FAD binding. NCBI's taxonomy places the organism in Eukaryota, Fungi, Ascomycota, Sordariomycetes, Glomerellales, Glomerellaceae. The coding region runs from base 1 to 1098 and encodes 365 amino acids. Gene Ontology annotation, biological process: ubiquinone biosynthetic process.
AUGCAGGUGUGGGACGGUGUCAGUGGCGCAAGGAUCGAGUUCGAUUGGCCAGCUGGCCCUUCGGCUGGGAAGACUAUUGCGUACAUGUGCGAGAACCUUAAUUUGACCUCGGGUCUUUUGAGUCGCCUCGAAGAGCUUGGUGGAGUCUCAGUAUUUGACGGAGCAAAGGUUGAAAAUAUCAGCUUUGGAGAAGAGACGGAGACCCUAGAUCUGACGCAAUGGCCUGUUGUCCACUUGUUGGGCGGGAGGCAGCUGCACGCACGACUCUUGGUUGGAGCCGACGGUGCGAACAGCCCUGUUCGUACAUUCGCCGGAAUACAGGCACAAGGCUGGGACUACGGCAGGCAUGGUGUUGUCGCAACGCUUCAGAUGGAGGGCGAGGGAUGGGGUGGUGAGCACAACAAGAUUGCGUACCAACGCUUUUUGCCUACAGGCCCCGUGGCCAUGCUGCCACUUCCCGGCAACUACUCAACGCUGGUGUGGUCAACAACUCCUGCCAACGCUGCGCUUUUGAAGAGCCUUCCACCAAAGGAUUUUAUUGCUAUGGUCAACGCUGCCUUCCGGCUGAGCCCGGUCGAUCUCGAGUUCAUGCAUAAUCAGCAGGCAGGACAGUCAGAAGAACUCGUUUGGAGAUCGGAGCACACUUCUUUCGAUCACCGGGCGAUUCCUCAGCAGGUUGUCGGUGUUCAGGAGGGGACUGUUGCCUCGUUCCCGCUCAAGAUGCGUCACGCAGACACUUAUACCGCUGAGCGCAUCGCGCUCGUCGGCGAUGCAGCGCAUACCAUCCACCCUCUUGCUGGCCAGGGCCUGAACCAGGGCCAGGGGGACGUCCAGAGCCUGGUAAAGACUAUUGAGACAGCUGUCUCUACUGGUCAAGAUUUGGGAUCAACUCUCUCUCUUGAAGCAUACAACGCAGAGCGAUACGUUGCGAACCACGUCGUAUUGGGCGUUUGCGAUAAGCUUCACAAACUCUAUUCCGUGGAUAGCGGACCUCUGGUGCCAUUACGAUCACUUGGACUGAGUGCAGUCAAUGCAUUGGGUCCUCUGAAGAAGUUCUUCAUGGACCAGGCUUCCACCACUGGCGCAAAGCUCUUCUAA